GCUGCUACUUUGUCCAAUGACAGUCCAUGCACUGCAUUCCAACAUACUUUACUUUUUCUUUUCUUUCCCCUGCCUUUGACUUUCUUUUUCUUCUUCUUCUUCUUCACUUUGCUACUCUUUGCUCUGAUACAGCCACACUUCCCAUUCCCAUUCCCAUUUCAGCUCCAUUGCCACCAUGUCUCUCUCCACCCAUAUCACUCCCCUCGUUUGCUCCUGUUCUACUUCAGAUACUUUCAUGACUGCAUCAAAGGUAAAGAAGGAAAAUCACAGAACAGCUUUGUGCCUAGAAGAGUCUAAAGAAAGGAUCAAAAAAAUGUUCAACAAGGUUGAACUUUCUGUCUCUUCAUACGACACAGCUUGGGUCGCAAUGGUUCCAUCGACGACUAAUCCUCAUGCACCAUUUUUCCCUCAGUGCUUGAAUUGGUUGUUGGAUAAUCAACUCUUUGAUGGAUCAUGGGGUCUACCUAAUCAUGAUCCGUCAUUCAUGAAUGAAGCUCUGCUGUCUACCUUAGCAUGUGUCCUUGCAUUAAAGAAAUGGGGUAUUGGUGAAGAUCAAAUUAACAAGGGUCUCCAAUUUAUCAACUCAAAUAUUGCCUCAAUCAAUGAUGAGAAGCAGCAACCUCCCAUUGGAUUUGAUUUAAUUUUCCCUUCUUUGAUUGAAUAUGGUCAAAAUUUGGGAAUUAAUUUUUCUAUCAGUGCAACAAACUUGGAAGCAAUCAUUCAUAAGAGAGAUAUAGAGCUUAGCAGAGGAAAUCAAAGCAAUUCGGAAGGGUGGCGAGCAUAUCUUGCUUAUGUUUCAGAGAGACUGCAGAAAUCACAGGACUGGGAAGCAAUAUUGAAGUACCAAAGACUGAAUGGAUCUUUGUUUAAUUCACCUGCUACGACCGCAGCUGCUUUUCAUCAACUUAAGAACACCAACUGUCUUAACUAUCUCAAAUCUGUAGUAGAAAAGUUUGGGAAUGCUGUUCCAACAAUUUAUCCUCUGGACAUAUAUGCCCGGCUGUGUAUGAUUGACAAUCUUGAAAGGUUGGGUGUAAGUCACCAUUUCAAAGAGGAAAUUCGAAGUGUAUUGGAUGAAACAUACAGAUAUUGGCAAGAGGGAGUGGAAGAUAUAUUUUUAGAUCCCACCACCUGUGCAAUGGCAUUCCGUAUAUUGCGUCUCAGUGGUUACGACGUAUCUUCAGAUCCAUUUUAUCAAUAUUCAGAAGAUAAGUUUUCGGACUCCUUGAAAGGGUACUUGAAGGAUGCUGGUGCUAUUUUGGAGCUGUAUAAGGCUUCUCAAGUGAUUAUACAUCCAGAUGAAUCAAUUUUAGUGAGACAAAAUGCUUGGACUAGGCAUCUUCUAAAGCAGCAAUCAUCGCAUUAUCAAUUAUAUGCUGAUAAACUUCGUCGUUUUGUUGACCGAGAGGCCAAUGAUGUUCUUUCUUUUCCAUAUUACGCAAACUUGGAGCGAAUCUUAAACUUGAGAUCGAUGAAGCAUUACAAUGUAGAAGAAACAAGGAUUUUAAAGUCAUCAUAUAGGUCUGAAAAUCUUGCAAACCAAGAAUUUCUAAAGCUAGCAGCCGAAGACUUCAAUAUAUGCCAAUCAAUACAAAAAGAAGAGUUGAAACAACUCACAAGGUGGGUUACAGAGAGCAAACUAGAUAAACUUGAAUUUGCAAGGCAGAAACUAGCCUAUUGUUACUUUUCUGCUGCAGCUAAUCUUUUUGCACCCGAACUUUCCGAUGCUCGCAUAUCAUGGGCAAAGAAUGGUGUUCUCACAACAGUUGUUGAUGAUUUCUAUGAUGUUGGGAGCACUGAAGAGGAGCAAGUGAACCUUAUUCAACUAAUGGAGGAGUGGGAUGUAGAUAUCGAAACUGCUUGUUGUUCUGAGAAUGUUAAGAUAAUAUUUUGUUCACUUCGGAGCACGAUUAAAGAGAUUGGAGAAAGAUCAGUCAAGUGGCAAGGACGAAAUGUGGAAGGCAGUGUUAUUAAGAUUUGGUUAAGCUUGAUACGGUCUAUGUUAACGGAAGCCAAGUGGUUGAAAACCAAGACUGUCCCAACACUAGAUGAGUAUAUGCAAAAUGCUUGCGUUUCAUUUGCAUUAGGUCCAAUCGUCCUUCCGGCCCUCUUUCUUGUUGGUCCUAAGCUUUCAGGCGAGGCUGCCGAAGUUGAAGAAUUGCAUUGUCUAUUCAACACAAUGAGCACUUGCGGCCGUUUGUUAAACGAUAUUAACACUUUUGAGAGAGAAUCAGCGGAAGGAAAGCUGAAUGCACUCGGCUUGCGUCUCAUCCAUGGAAAUGGAGCUAUUACCAUAGAUGAUGCCACUAAGGAGAUGAAGGUUAUCAUCGAGGACAAGAGAAGAGAACUCUUGAGAUUAGUUUUGAAGGAAAAAGGAAGCACAGUUCCAAGAGACUGCAAGGAAUUGUUUUGGAAAAUGAUCAAAGUGUUGCACCUGUUUUACCUGAAGGAUGAUGGAUUUACUUCACUUGAGUUGCAUUCUACUGUAAAUUCAGUGAUUAAUGAACCUGUUCUUAGUGAAUUACUGAGAGAUACUAAUCAAAACCCUAAACCGAUCUAUCAAAGUGUGUAGUUAUUAGAAAAUGCUAAUGUUCAUUGAGUAUGUAGAAUUCUCCCCAUACUGGAGCUGUAAUUUCUCUUGGGUUAGUAACGUAUAAAAUAAGGAUGG
Molecule: messenger RNA, 2668 nt
Organism: Arachis duranensis
Lineage: Eukaryota; Viridiplantae; Streptophyta; Magnoliopsida; Fabales; Fabaceae
Product: ent-kaurene synthase, chloroplastic
Exons: 14
Coding region: 176-2572 (798 amino acids)
Biological process (GO): gibberellin biosynthetic process
Cellular component (GO): chloroplast
Molecular function (GO): terpene synthase activity; magnesium ion binding
Source: RefSeq, a predicted model, not a curated record